AUGAAAACAGCGGUAGUCAAUGCUUUAAAUGAUAAGAGGCCAUACAGAAAAUUAAUUGAAAAAACAGAUCUUUUCAGUCAACAACUAGAAAUCGAAAAGAAUUAUUCAUCAGAGAUUUUUGAUUUAUGGGAAGAUUAUGCUGAAUUUGAUGAAAAGUACUUGAUGUCAAUAAAUGGGGAAGCUGUUAGAAAAACUGAUAUUGAAAAAUGGUUAAAUAAACAUUUAAAGCAGGAUUUUAAAUUAUUAAGGAUAAUUUACCGGAGUAAAUUACUUCCAUUAUAUGAAAUUUUUGGUGAACCGAUUAGCCCCCAAAUUAAAUCAGUUUUAGGAAUAGACAAUCUUACGAAAAUUCUUAUGACAGGGAUUGUAACUAAAUCUAAUAAAGAAUCAUUUGAUGUGAUUGAUAAAACUAUUGUAAGAAUACGAUCCGGUAAUCAUACUGGUUUUUUCACAAUAAUUGAAAAGUUUGAUGAGAUCAAUGAUAUAAACCCAGAAGACUUACAAAUUAUGUGGAUGCUAGUUGGAUUUCCUGAUGAAAUCAACUUUUAUAGUCUAUAUACACGAGAACUAUCUAUACUUAGUAUGGAAUAUCAAGAUAUUGAUAAUGACAAAACAAGCGUAUUAGUAGAUGUUCCAGAAAAUUUACCAGAAAACUCUAGAAUAGUUGUAUCAUUUGAAUACCCUUUGUCAAGCGAUUAUUUAAUAACCAAGAAUAAUAAAAUCGAAUUAAAAUUAGAUUCUAAUCUAUAUGAUAAUACCUACCUUGAGGGUAUGGAUUUAAAACCUGAUAAUGGCCCUGAAAACGAAUUUGAAGCUGAUGAAGUUGAAAGUGCUUCAGUAUCUCAACCUUCACCAUUUUUUAUGCGUACAUAUAGAAAAUACUUUUCCUCUAAUAAUAUAGAAAUUGAAUUCUGA
Molecule: messenger RNA, 915 nt
Organism: Cetraspora pellucida
Lineage: Eukaryota; Fungi; Glomeromycota; Glomeromycetes; Diversisporales; Gigasporaceae
Source: the annotation of a GenBank genome assembly